GCAACCGCAGCGAACGCAGCCACCCCAACUGCCGCGCAUUAUGCAAAGCCGCAGCAGAUGUCAGCGGGGCCAGCCUGGUGCUUGUUGGCCUCUUCUCCCAGCGACUCGCCCAGCUGCCUGACGUGCCCUGGAGCCUGCGUACAGGAGGUGCAGCGGCGCAGCGCGAGAUUGCAACAUGGGGAACCAGGAUGGGAAGCGCAGGUGAUGCCUUACACGAAGGCUGUGGCUGCGGCGCCAAGGAUGCUGUGGGGCCCAGGGAUGUGGAAGCCACAAAGAUGGGGACUGGACAAGAAGCCGCUGGGCAGACACAACAAGGGGGGAGGGGGUAGCGGCGGGGAACCCGGCAAAAAGAAGAGCAAGUCCGACUCCAGAGCCUGGUGUUUUCCAGCCUGCGAAUUAGGAAGAACCUCUCCAAGGGGAAAGGUUCUGGCGGCUCCCGCGAGGAUGUGCUGGACUCCCAGACCCUGCAGACGGGAAACAGGACAGCGCUUAUUCCCUGGUCACCAAGACCCAGGACCUCAGCCUGUCUGCUGAUGAGACGGGCCUGUGGGAUACCGAGUGUGAGGACCCUUUUGAGAUAACCCGUCCUGGUCGUCUUAGGCCUGCUGAAGCUGGGUUAGGGGGUCCCGUUGGUCGCCGAGGAUUUGGAAAUUGUGACAGGGGCGCAGGAUAGACAAAAGACCAGUUCGGGCUCAGACACGGACACCUUUAGCUUCCUUUUGGCUGAGAGGAUUUGCUCUCCGACAUCCGCGGAGCCUGGAGCGACCCCGCUGCCGCCUGCCCUCAGCCCCGGGCCUUCCUGGACCUCCACGGUUUUCUGCUGGGACCGAGUGGAGGAGCUGGGGAGGCCCCGGGCAGUCCGGACACAGAGCAGGCACUGUCCGCCCUCUCUGACCUUCCUGAAAGCCAGACCACCAAGUCCAGGGUGCCGGAGCAGCCGCCGUCCCCCAAUGGCCUCCUCGCCUCGGAGGCGCCCAGCUUACCUCCGGCCCAGUCGCCAGCCGCAGACUCGCCUUCUUCCACAGCCUUCCCAUUUUCCGAGGCCGGGCCGGAGGAGGACGCAGUCCCAGCCUCAGUGAGAGAAGCUGAGGACACGGAUGAAGAAGCAGAGGAGGAUGCUUUUGAGGAUGCUCCCCGAGGCUCUCCAGGGGAUGAGUGGGGCACAGAGGUGGGAGACGUCACGCAGAGACUGGAUGAAGAACUGGGGGAGCAGACGCAGGACCCAGUGUCCCCCGAGCAGCCGCCUCCCUGCCUGGCAGCCCAGCCCGCCGCUGCCUCAAGCCUCAUUACCCCCUGCUACAUCAAGACCACCACCCGUCAGCUCAACUCACCCAAUCACGCCAGGUCUCAGUCCCCCAGUCAGAGCCCCAGGAUUAAGAGGCGACUGGAGCCCUCCUUGAGUCGGGACCCCAGAACCGCCCUGGUCUCAGCAGUCGCCCCAGCCAAGAAGCACAGUACCGAAGAUAGCCUCGCCGGGGUCCUCCAGCUGUUCAGCCUACUGGACCUAGGAACUGGGUGCUGGCGUUCCGGGGGCGGGAGGCUCAGCAAACCUGCUGGAGCACCGCGCAGCUGCAAACAGUAACUGUGGCCUGUCCCCGGCUCUGGCAGCCAAGGUGUCUGGAGUGCCUGGGACUGCGGAUGGCUUCCAGAACGUGUUCACAGAUUCACUGAAAAGGAAUGUCUGCGCAGCGGCAGCCGCCUCCAGGCCCCGCGCCGCCUCCGGAGUCCAUGGCCAGGAGGCGCUGGGUACUCAGGGCGCUGCUCCGGGGCUGCGGCUGUAACUGCAGCAGCUGCCGGCGCAUCGGCGCCGCCUGUUUGCCAUUUUAUUCCGCCCCUGUCUUCCCCUCGGGCGUUUCAGGCCGCCGCCGCUUGCUCCUGUUACUCGGGGCCGCUGCGGCCGCCGCCUCCCGGACGCGGGGCCUCCAGAUCCGGCCUGCGCCCGCCGGGAGGCUGGCGGGCCCUCCCCCUGCGGCCACCUCCGCGGCGGCCGCGGCUGCCACGGCCGCGGCGGCCACCUCCUACCCGGCUCUGCGCGCUCCUCUGCUGCCGCAGUCGCUGGCGGCGGCCGCGGGCUCCGCGCGGGGCUACAGCCAGGGGUCCAAAACUACCUACCUGGAGGACCUUCCACAACUCCCUGAGUAUGAAUUGGCCCCAUCCAAGUUAGGAGAGGAAGUGGAUGAUGUUUAUCUCAUUCGAGCUCAAGGAUUGCCGUGGUCGUGCACGGUGGAAGAUGUGCUUAACUUUUUCGCAGACUGCAGAAUCCGCAAUAGUGAGAAUGGAAUACAUUUCCUUUUAAAUAGAGUUGGGAAACGAAGGGCUGAUGCCUUAAUUGAAAUGGAGUCAGAGCAGGAUGUGCAGAAAGCCUUAGAAAAGCACCGCAUGUACAUGGGUCAGCGAUAUGUGGAUAUAUAUGAGAUAAAUAAUGAAGAUGUGGAUGCCUUAAUGAAGAGCCUGCAGGUCAAGUCUUCACCUGUGGUGAAUGAUGGUGUGGUUCGUUUAAGAGGACUUCCUUAUAGUUGCAAUGAGAAAGACUCCGUAGACUUCUUUGCAGGACUGAAUAUAGUGGACAUUACUUUUCCGAUGGACUAUCGAGGGAGAAGAAAAACAGGGCAAGCAUAUGUGCAGUUUGAAGAACCUGAAAUGGUCAACCAAGCCCUGUUGAAACACAGGGAAGAAAUUGGUAACCGGUAUAUAGAGAUAUUUCCAAGCAGAAGGAAUGAAGUUCGAGCCCAUGUUGGCUCUCAUAAGGGAAAGAAAAUGAAAAUGGUAUCUUCGCCUACUGCUAAGUAUAUAACUGAACCAGAAGUGGUCUUUGAAGAACAUGAAGUAAAUGAGGACAUUCGACCCAUGACAGGUUUUGAAAGUGAGGAGAUAGAACUGCCUAAGGAGAUCUCAGAAAAGCUUCCAGAGGCUGUUGAUUUUGGAACUAUGCCUUCAUUGCAUUUUGUCCACAUGAGAGGAUUACCUUUUCAAGCUAAUGCCCAGGACAUUAUAAAUUUUUUUGCUCCACUGAAGCCUGUGAGAAUCACCAUGGAAUACAGUUCCAGUGGAAAGGCUACUGGAGAAGCUGAUGUACACUUUGAUACCCAUGAGGAUGCUGUUGCAGCUAUGCUCAAGGAUCGGUCCCAUAUUCACCAUAGGUGUAUUGAACUGUUCCUGAAUUCAUGUCCAAAAGGAAAAUAAGACUUCCAGGGACUCCUGAUAGUAAGGAUGAAGCAAGAAGCAUUUCAUUUGCACAUCUUUCUUGGACAUGGGCUAUAAAGUUCCUGUUUAUUGGCAGCAACUGCUAGAGAAAGGAUUUUGGGGUUUGGGGUUAAUUGCUUUAAAGAAAAAUUCAUAGUGAACUGUUGAGAAGGAGAGAGAAUCAGUUUGGUAUUAUGAAAUAAACCACAAAUCUUAAAUUUUUGUUUAAACCAUUCAAGAUCUGAUUAAGAAAAUCUGAUUAGUUCCUUAUUUUAUAUAAUUAAGCAGUUUGUUUUUAUAGAGGAUAUGUUACCCAUUGUAAAGACUACAUAUUUUUAUUCAAUACUAUCUUUAAAAUCUUUUUCUCAUUUAAAAAAUAAUCUGUUUAAGGUUUCGAUUUUGCCUAUGAAUGAGAGCUCUGAUGUAAAGCAUCUUAUGGAUGAAAUAAUGUUUUAUUGUAACCAAACACCAAAGCAAGGAAAGGGUUCAGACCUUUAACCAGUAUGGUGUGGCAGAAUAGUUUUAAUUUUAGCUAUAUUUGAUUACUUAGGGGUAGCAGUUAAAAUAAAUACUGCAGGUUAGUGAGAAACGACAAGUGGCAGUUUUAUAUCUUUAGAAAUGUUUUGCCUUUCUAAACCUUGUGGUUAAAGGCAUUUAAUAUUGGUGCCUGUCUGUUUAAGGGGAAGUCUAGUCUCAACUUAAAAGUUGACUCCCCCCCUCCCCCCCACUUUUUUUGGUUUUGGGUAAGCUUAAGGGUGUUUGUUAGUCUUGAAACUGUAAAGUGAUAUGUCACCAUAGUCCAGACUGGUAAGGACAUUAAUGGCUUCACUUGACAGGAAAAAGAUCUAAGUCUCCUCAUUUGCUUUCUAAGACAGGAAAAAAAUCUAAGUCUCCUCAUUUUCUUUUUCAGUGCAGUAGCACAUCCUGUAUUUUAGAACAAGUAGGGGUGCCUUGCUUUAAAUAAAAAUAGCAUUUACUGUAUAAUUGUGUGAAGGGUUUAUGGAUAAAGCUACUUCUGCCACAUUGUGGCAGUACCUUCUGCUUUAAUAUUAACUUGUUAUUUAAAUAUUGGACAAAUGGCUGGCUUCAAAAUGUAGUCAUUAAUAAACUAACUUUAUGUGCACCUGUGUAGAGAAUCAAAGUUCUAUAUACUUUCUUUGCCUUGUUCCUGUUCUCAGGGUGACAGCUGCCACCAGGAGAUGCAGUUCUAGUUCUUAAAAUUGA
Messenger RNA from Sciurus carolinensis (gray squirrel), 4407 nucleotides. RefSeq names its product G-rich sequence factor 1-like. Lineage: Eukaryota; Metazoa; Chordata; Mammalia; Rodentia; Sciuridae. Gene Ontology annotation, molecular function: RNA binding. Gene Ontology annotation, cellular component: ribonucleoprotein complex; nucleoplasm. Gene Ontology annotation, biological process: regulation of RNA splicing. The record is from RefSeq and is a predicted model, not a curated record.